Molecule: messenger RNA, 6559 nt
Organism: Phascolarctos cinereus (koala)
Lineage: Eukaryota; Metazoa; Chordata; Mammalia; Diprotodontia; Phascolarctidae
Gene: PALLD
Product: palladin, cytoskeletal associated protein
Molecular function (GO): protein kinase activity
Source: RefSeq, a predicted model, not a curated record
CCGCAGUUGCUCAAAACUCACUGCGGAACAAGCAAAUUUUAAUAAAUAGGCAAGCCAAAUUUUAGCCUUUCCUAGGAAGAAGAGGAAAAAGCUCAUCUGAAGUUUUUCAUAUUUUUGGAGACUUCAAAUUGGCCAGCCAUUGAUAAGCCUGCAAGAACGAAGCCGUGAAUUGCCAAUAUCUCUGAACUUCCCCUUUCUCCCCUCCCCCCGAAAGGGGCUUACAUUGUAGACAACACAUUGCACUAGAGCUAUUCUAAAAAUGUCAGAGACAUCUUCCCAUGAAUCUUUCUAUGAUUCCCUAUCAGAUGUUCAGGAAGACACCAAGAAUGCUGAGUUCUUCCCUGAGCUGUCUGCCUUUCUCAGCCAGGAGGAGAUAAACAAGAGUCUUGACCUGGCUAGGGAAGCUAUAGCUAACUCUGAAUCAGAAGAUUUUGACUCAGAAAAGGAGAUCACUCACAUUUUAAAAACCUCUCCAUCAAGCCUCUAUGAAAAAACUCACAAAGAGACCAAACUGGAUGAGCAGAUGACUUCAGCAAUGCCUCAGGAAAACAGACCAACUCGAAAUCAGACUUUACCAGAACAAGAAUCCCUAGUCCUCCAAAACAGGAGCAUAUCUACACCUACUUCCAAGAGAAAACCCACUGGCUCACCUUUGCUGGCUGCCAGUCCUAGCUACAUUCGGAGCCUCCGGAAUACUGAGAGACGUGGUCCAAAGGCAGUAACCUCAAGUGCUAGGUCCAAAUCGGUAUAUCAGGGAGCCCUUGGGUCCCAGAGCCAACUCCGUGACAAGGCAGCUAAUCUGAUUGAAGAGCUCUCUUCCAUAUUUAGAGAGGCAGCAAAGCCAAGAAAUCUAAAUCUAAAUGGAGAGUCCUUAUCCCCAGAUAGUGGGUACCUGUCUCCAAAGAAUCAGCCAUCAACCUUAAACACUUCAGCCAGUCAGAGCCCGACUGAAGACCACCCAGAAAUGGAGACAGAAGUUAAAUUAUCAGCAGCUAACCACAUCAAUGACUACUGCCAGAAGAGCCAAGCUAUUGCUCAGUCUGGCAAUGGCAUCUUACAUAAACCACUUUGUGAUCCCAUGAAUCUCCCAGCUGCCCCUAGAUUCACACAGAAAUUGAGAAGUCAAGAAGUAGCUGAAGGGAGCAGAGUUUACUUGGAAUGCCGAGUCAUGGGCAAUCCAACUCCUCGGGUCAGAUGGUUCUGUGAAGGAAAAGAGCUUCAGAACUCCCCAGACAUCCAGAUCCAGUGUGAGAACGGAGGUCUCCAUACUCUAGUCAUCACAGAGGCUUUCGAGGACGAUACAGGACGUUACUCUUGCCUGGCUACGAAUCCUAGUGGUUCAGACACAACAUCUGCUGAAGUCUUCAUUGAAGGAGCCAGUUCAUCAGAUUCUGACAGUGAAAGUUUAGCUUUCAAAUCAAAAGCUGGAGAUAUGCCACAAGCCCAAAAGAAAACAACCUCCGUUUCCUUAACAAUAGGAUCAUCUUCCCCGAAGACUGGAGUGACUACAGCUGUGAUUCAGCCCAUCUCUAUUCCUGUUCAGCAGGUUCAAAGUCCUACUUCGUAUCUCUGCCGACUAGAUGGAGCCAAUUCUUCAUACACUCUUCCCAUUUUUACAAAGGAACUGCAAAAUAUAACAGCUUCAGAGGGACAAGUAGUUGUCCUGGAGUGCCGGGUCAGAGGAGUACCCCCAUUGCAAGUCACAUGGUUUCGGGAAGGUAUCGAAAUUCAGGACUCUCCAGACUUUCGGAUUUUACAGAAAAAACCUCGAUCCACAGCUGAGCCUGAGGAGAUUUGUACCCUGGUCAUUGCAGAGACUUUUCCUGAGGAUGCAGGAGUCUUCACUUGCUCUGCAAGAAAUGAAUAUGGAUCUGUAACCAGCACCGCAGAGCUAGUUGUCAACUCAGCCAACAUAGAAAACUGUGGCCCUGACUCCAUAAGACAAUCCAACAGUGAUGAUUUCCAACAUGAUCCACCUCCCCCUCCACCUUUAGAGAUCAGUUCCUUUGAGAUGACUCCAGAGAAACCUCCAGAGAGCCAGCCAGUGACCCACCCUGAGCUUGGACUAGGCAUGGCAGGCCUUCAACUGCAACUCAACUCUGCCAGGAGGGAAACCAAUGGCAUCCAUCUGAGCCACGGAGUAAAUGGACUGAUUAAUGGCAAAGCAAACAGUAAGAAAUCUGCCCCAAAGCCAGCUGCCCUGCUUUCACCCACAAAGGAGCCACCUCCGCUGCUCGCCAAACCAAAACUGGACCCUUUGAAAAUACAACAACUGCAGAACCAAAUUAGACUGGAACAAGAGGGAAGCCAGUGGUACCAUCAGCAGUCGAGCGCCCCACAGAACCCUCCCCCAUCCCCACCUUUCCCUCCUCCACCAUCUUUCCAAGAGCUUGAGGCUAGCCAAUCUGUCCCUUUCCCAGAUCAGAUGAAUGUUCUAACCUCUCACUCUUCUCCCAUCAUGCAGCCCUCCAGCUCCUUCAACUAUGCUAGGCCCAAACAAUUCAUUGCUGCUCAGAACAUCAGCCCUGCCUCAGGUUAUGUGACUCCUUCUUCCAGUUCUUCCACCUCCAGCCUCCCAUCUCCCAUGUCUCCAACUGCUACUCAGAAACAGUUCGGCCGUGUGCCUGUGCCACCCUUCCCUCAACCAUUUCCCUCUGAAGGGGAGUAUCUGUGGUCUCCUUCUUCACCCUCCCCACCUCCCCCUCCUCCCCCAGUCUUCAGUCCAACCACAGCUUUUCCCAUGUCUGAUUCCUUUCCACUCCCUCCUCCCCCUCCUCCACCUCUCCCAGGGUCAGGUCCCUCACCUUCUUACUGCCCUUCUCCAAAUGCUCGAUUUGGACACUCCAAUCAAACACCAGCAGCCUUCCUCAGCUCCAUGUUGCCGUCCCAGCCGGCUCCCAUCGCAGUCAAUGCAUUAGGACUUCCAAAAAGUGUUACGCCUGUGGGAUUUCCAAAGAAGACUGGCAGAACUGCUAGGAUAGCCUCUGAUGAAGAGAUUCAAGGCACAAAGGAUGCUGUCAUUCAAGACCUUGAAAGGAAGCUUCGCUUCAAAGAGGACCUUCUGAACAAUGGACAGCCGAGAUUAACCUAUGAGGAAAGAAUGGCUCGUCGACUGCUAGGUGCCGACAGUGCCACUGUCUUUAAUAUCCAUGAACCUGAAGAGGAACCUGCUACACAGGAAAUUGAGUCUCUUCAUGCUUCUUCUAUAGUGAAUUCUCAGGAUGGUCAAAAGGAGUACAAAGUCUCCAGCUGUGAGCAAAGACUCAUCAGUGAAAUAGAGUAUAGGCUGGAGCGGUCUCCCCUAGAUGACUCAGGUGAUGAAUCACAGCAAGGAGAUGGGCCGGUGGAGAAUGGAAUGGCACCAUACUUCGAGAUGAAACUGAAACAUUACAAGAUCUUUGAGGGCAUGCCAGUGACGUUCACAUGCAGAGUGGCUGGGAAUCCAAAGCCAAAGAUCUAUUGGUUCAAAGAUGGAAAGCAAAUUUCUGCUAGAAGUGAUCACUACAGCAUUCAAAAAGAUCCUGAUGGGACCUGCUCUCUCCACACCACAGCCUCCACCCUAGAUGAUGAUGGAAAUUACACUAUCUUGGCUGCAAAUCCCCAGGGCCGAGUGAGUUGUACUGGAAGGCUGAUGGUACAGGCUGUCAACCAGAGAGGCCGCAGUCCUCGUUCUCCGUCCGGCCAGCCUCAUGUCAGAAGACCCCGAUCUAGAUCACGAGACAGUGGAGAUGAAAAUGAACCAAUUCAAGAACGAUUUUUCAGACCUCACUUCUUGCAGGCACCUGGAGACCUCACUGUUCAGGAAGGAAAACUAUGCCGAAUGGAUUGCAAGGUCAGUGGAUUACCAACACCAGAUUUAAGUUGGCAACUGGAUGGAAAGCCAAUUCGCCCUGACAGUGCUCACAAGAUGUUGGUGCGUGAGAAUGGUGUGCACUCCUUGAUCAUCGAACCUGUCACAUCCAGAGAUGCUGGCAUCUACACAUGUGUAGCCACCAACCGAGCUGGGCAGAACUCAUUUAGCCUGGAACUCAUUGUUGCUGCUAAGGAAGCACACCAAGCCCCUGUAUUUCUUGAGAAGCUGCAGAACACAGGAGUUGCUGAUGGGUACCCAGUGCGACUGGAAUGCCGUGUUUCUGGAGUUCCUCCACCUCAGAUAUUCUGGAAGAAAGAAAAUGAGUCGCUCACUUAUAGCACUGACCGCGUGAGCAUGCACCAGGAUAAUCAUGGCUACAUCUGCCUGCUCAUUCAAGGAGCUACAAAAGAGGAUGCUGGAUGGUAUACUGUGUCAGCAAAGAAUGAAGCUGGGAUCGUGUCAUGCACUGCCAGGCUGGAUGUUUAUACCCAGUGGCAUCAACAGCCCCAGAGCGCCAAGCCAAAAAAAGUACGGCCCUCAGCCAGUCGCUACGCAGCACUUUCAGACCAAGGACUAGACAUCAAAGCAGCGUUUCAGCCCGAAGCCAGCCCGUCUCACCUGACUUUGAAUUCAGGCUUGGUAGAGAGUGAUGAUCUGUAGGUCCUGUGUGAUUUUCAAAACAGAAACACUGAAAGCCAUUGCCUUGACCAACCAUAUUCCUUUGUCACUUUAUGUAAAAGGUAGACACACACCUUUGACCACAUACAAGAGAUAAAGAACACCAUACCUUUACUUUUUUAAUUCACUAUUACACCCAGUGGAGAGUAUUAGUAGCUGGUAUUCAUAGAAAUGUACACCUUGCACCAAAAAUUCACAUUCAUCCAAUUUUUUAAUUUUGAGAAUUGCUGAGUAUCUUUGUCAGAAAUGCCAAAGCACUAAAGGAAACCAAUUGAGUGAAAGCAAACACAGUUUGCAUGUAUCACCAAAUGCCUUUAAACACAAGCUCACUAGUGCUUUUCAGCAUACUGUGAAAUGCUUAAUUGGAGGCAGUUGGACUACAAGUCAAAACUAAAAUAUGAUGCUAAAGUGGCAAUGCAUUGAGACAGCUACAGUGAACAAGUGCAAUAUGGUAGAAUCCAAAAGGACAGAAACAUCCAAGUAAACGUUUCCUUCUGCAAAUUGCUUCCUGUUAUAUCAUAGAGAAAAACUACUUGCCUUAGAUCUUCAUUGAUAUCGACAGUUUUCUAGCAAGGUUAAUGCCUUAGUUUUUGGGGGUUUUUUCCUAUGUAUAAUAUUUUUUCUCUUCCUGCCCCCUCCUCCCCCUGGGCUGGAAGCUUAUUUACAAUCCAUACUGAAAAAGGCUAAUUUAAGUACCAAUAAUUUAAUGUAUUUUGAAUAAGGUCUGAAGUGUAUAGUACAGUCUGUUCCAUGGAAGGAAUCCAAAUGCCCCCAUGACAACCAUGGCAUAUUAUUCUAGGAGGAUGGAUGGGGGAGGAGAAAGAAGGUAGUGGAAUACAAGAAUGUUCUGCCAUUGUGAUUGUACUGCAUUUAUUUAAAUGAACUGGAAAGAACAGGGAGAUGGUAAAGACCAGGUCUGUUUUUGUUGUUGUGAGUGAAUGAAUCUCAAAUUUAUUUGAAUAAAACACUACCAUUCACAAGUCUCAAAUGCUGGGGUCGGCUAGAAGUCUAGAAUGUGUAAGGAGGGAGUUUCAGUGUGUGUGGUAUUUUUGUCUCGUCUGAGAACUGGAACAGUAUAGAGCAAGUUGAAAUGGACCGAGUCUGUAAGACUGAUGGAAAUGGCAAGUAAGCACCUGUGGGAGCUGGUUUCAUGGCUACUUGAAGGAAAUAAAGCUUGGAGAGGGGCAAAAACAGACUUGUGUCAUAAUGUAUUUUACUUCAUGGUAUAUACGUGGUCAUGGCAAGUGGUGAAUAUCACUUUACUUCUCUGCUAUGUUAUAACCCAGUGACCCUCCUCUAAGAAGGGACUAUGUUCUAUGUAGUACAUGAAGAUGUUAGAUUAAAGGCUGCUUCGACCGCAAACUGGACUGGGCAGAUUCUGACUAUAUUUGGAGGUCUUAAUUCAGAACCAAGCCAUUUUAAUGAGGGAAAAAUAAUUAGGCCAAACGAGAAAACAUGAAGUUUUGAUGGUACUUUGCUAUGAAAGGAAAACACUGUAUUCCUUAUACAAAGCACAUAUAUCUUUCAUUAUUUAUAAUAAAAAUAUUGAAAUCUAUCUCAACUCAUUUAUUCAAGUUAUUACUUUGUUUUGUUUUUUUAAAGAAUUUUAUAAUUGUGUACCACCCCAUAUAUUUUGCAUUACGGCUACACAUGUAUUGCUUUGUACCUUUUUGUAAGAACAACCAGGUUUUAAGUGAUUGAUGAACUUUCGCACAUAGGAUAGCUAUUGAUCUCUGCAGAGUGAUGCCAGUUUUCUGACCACGCUCAUACACAUGGCUAAUAUGAAUUUAAGAUGCAGUACACGGUCGGUCCUGGAACUAUUCUACCUACACUUUAGAAAUAUUAUGUCAUGUAUCACUUGCCAAAUUUUUCUGAAUGUGACUUGCUAAUUUACUGGUUUUUAGCUUCACUAGCAUUAUUUUGCCACCUUUUAUUUGUAUUUAUAAAGAAACAGUGUACUAGCAUACUACUUUGGAUUGUCGUGUUGAUAUCAUGUGGUUUUAACAUCAAUAAAUAUUUAACAAGUAA